This is a messenger RNA of Anopheles cruzii, 1119 nucleotides long. It is a transcript of the gene Atg12, whose product is annotated as autophagy protein 12-like. The transcript has 3 exons. Gene Ontology annotation, biological process: autophagy of mitochondrion; nucleophagy; autophagosome assembly. The record is from RefSeq and is a predicted model, not a curated record. The coding region runs from base 90 to 473 and encodes 127 amino acids. NCBI's taxonomy places the organism in Eukaryota, Metazoa, Arthropoda, Insecta, Diptera, Culicidae. Gene Ontology annotation, cellular component: phagophore assembly site membrane; cytoplasm; Atg12-Atg5-Atg16 complex.
CAAUUUCUUCACAAACAAAAACUUUGCGGACACUCCUGGUCUUUAUUGACUGAGUAUAGCUCCUUUUGACGAUAAAAAUAGGUUUUAAAAUGUCCUUAGAUACUGAAACAUCUAGUGGAGACAAUCUUGCCGACAAGGAACUGGCCGCAAACGUGGAAAACCUCUCCCUCACCGGUGCCGAGCAGAAAGUUGAGAAACAGGAAGCGAAAAAGAUUGACAUUGUUCUCCACGCGACCGGAAGCGCUCCGAUUCUGAAGCAGAAGAAAUGGUCCGUCGAUCCGGAGAAACCUAUCAGUGCCAUUGUUAAAUUCAUUCACAAAUAUCUGAAGCUGGAUCCAGAGGAACGAUUGUUUCUCUACAUCAAUCAAACGUUUGCACCGGCUCCGGAUCAGAUAAUCAAAAACCUGUACGAAUGCUACGGGACGAACGGCAAACUGAUUCUACACUACGCAAAAUCGCAAGCUUGGGGAUAAGAAAGCCGACAUUUCGGGUCAUACUUCUGGUCAUCCGACAACUUCAUUCCUUCAACCGCUUUCCAAGACACACAUGCUUUAACUGAUCGGGAAUAAAGUUCAACCAAAGGUUCGCUGCAGCACCACGUUACGUUUAUUUAAACCAACAUAUACAUUCUACAAGCUUUCGCCAAGCCCCUUAGUCACCACGGAGAGCUUCCAGCUCGUCUGCGGCCUCCUUAGCCACCCGGUGAUACUUGCCAAUCGCCGGGCGGUAGUAGUACGACUGAUAAUCGUGCCGUUCGGCCAUCUUAGCGCGCACGGCCUUCUCCAGGGCACGGAUGUGUGCCUUCUCUUCCUCCUCGUACAGAUGGUGCAGCAUCUUUUCGUACUCCUGCUGCGGGUUGGGCAGCAGGUAGCGGGCGAUGAAGCGCGAAAUCGGAUGCCGAUGGUACUCCCAGUGCUUGGGCGUGUAAUCGGCGGGCGUUUCCGUCAACGUUGCCGGCCCGACGAAGACGUUCGCGUAGAAGAUUACGGCACCGGCCGGAAUCAGCCCGAGCAUGACGUAGUAGUGGAACGUAUCCUUAAACUUGUGCCACUGGAAGCGGGACGGUGUAAUGGUGAAGUUCUUCGGUCCAUGGCCUCCGGACAUCGAACGGGUGCUAGC